Messenger RNA from Stylonychia lemnae, 960 nucleotides. Lineage: Eukaryota; Ciliophora; Spirotrichea; Sporadotrichida; Oxytrichidae. The record is from the annotation of a GenBank genome assembly.
AUGCUUACUCCAUUUGCAUAUUCAAUGGAUAAGGAAAAGAUGUCGGGAUUCAAUGAUGAUGUUCAUUUCUAAGUUAAUAACAGACAUAAGGUGAAUGUCUAGAAAUACUUUGAUUUCGCAGUAUAAAAUCAACCUGACUUCAUAGUUUCUCCCUGUGAGCAGGUAACAUUUACUAGUGGAAAAUAAAAGCGCAAGAGAUCUUAAAAGGCAGCUCUUAAGAAUUUCAUUAACUUCUAAAAAAUAGUCAAAUAAGAGGAUAAGAAUUAAAUGCUGUUGAUGCCAAUAUUACUUGGGGAUAAAGAUGGGCUAGAUAAUUACGAAAUGAGAUAAAUUUAACAAAGAUUUAUUGAUGAAGAUGAGGAUAAAAGCCUUUACUAUUAAGUCUAGCCAGCUGCCUACUCAGAAAUGAAAUAGUUCUUCAAUACUAUGCCUAAAGAAAAGAUUAGAGCACAUCAUGGAAUGGGAACUCCAGUUGAUGUUCUUAAUGGAAUCAUCUCAGGUAUUGAUCUAUUUGAAUCUGACUAUCCAUUAACUAUGGCUGAAAGAGGAAUCGCUAUCUUAAUUGAAGAUGUAAAAAUUUAAAGGAAGGAGGAAUCAUAACAAGGAGAAGAUAGAGAUGACUAUCUAUUCCUAGAAAUGUCUAAAAUGAUGCAGAAAAAAGAUUAAAGGACUUUGGUUUUAUCUAAAGAAGAAAAUAAAACAUCAGAAGAAAAACUAGUCAAGGAAUGUGAAUGCUACACUUGCAAAAACUAUAACAGAGGAUAUCUAUAUCAUCUAUUAGAAGUCAAGGAAAUGAAUGCUAAUAUCCUAAUUGCAAUUCACAAUGUUCAUCAGUAUCAUAGAAUGUUUGAAAACAUUAGAGAAAACUUUGAUGACUUGGAGGGUUACUUUAAAGAAUAUGUGAAAGUAAACUGUGUUGAUAUCGAGGAGUCUUAGUUAGUUAGCAAUGAAAAUGCUUGA